Molecule: messenger RNA, 2338 nt
Organism: Nicotiana tabacum (common tobacco)
Lineage: Eukaryota; Viridiplantae; Streptophyta; Magnoliopsida; Solanales; Solanaceae
Source: RefSeq, a predicted model, not a curated record
AUGUUGAUUUCAUUUCGUAUUUUGUUUGCUACCCUGAGCCGACAAGGCCUUCUUUGUUUUCUGGGAUUUGUAUUGAUGUUGCUGAACUUCCUUUGCUCAUUCGCAGAUGCCGAUGGGAAGCAAGCAUUGGCAGUUCAUUGGGAACCACCUCCGGAAAGUGCUUACAAGUGGAAACACAAACAUCCUCUCAAGCCUAAGUCAUUGCGCAUAUAUGAAUGUCACGUCGGUAUCUGCAGCCAGGAACCAAAAGUUUCUUCUUUCAGUGAUUUUAUUAGCAAGGUUCUUCCACAUGCAAAAGAAGCUGGAUACAAUGCAAUACAAUUAAUUGGAGUUGUUGAGCACAAGGAUUAUUUCACUGUUGGAUAUAGAGUGACAAACUUUUAUGCUGUUAGUAGCCGUUUUGGCACACCGGAUGACUUCAAGCGCUUGGUUGAUGAAGCACAUGGGCUUGGACUGCUUGUCUUUUUGGAGAUUGUGCACUCUUAUGCAGCAGCAGACGAAAUGGUUGGAUUAUCUCUUUUUGAUGGAACAAAUGACUGCUAUUUCCAUACUGGUAAACGUGGAAAUCACAAAUUCUGGGGCACACGAAUGUUCAAAUAUGGAGAUCUUGAUGUUCUACACUUUCUUCUUUCAAAUCUGAACUGGUGGGUGGAGGAGUAUCAUGUUGAUGGAUUCCAUUUUCAUUCACUCUCAUCCAUGCUGUAUACACACAAUGGAUUUGCUUCAUUUACUGGUGACAUGGAUGAGUACUGUAACCAGUAUGUUGACAAGGAGGCCUUAUUGUACCUCAUAUUAGCAAAUGAAGUAUUGCAUGCUCUUCACCCAAAUGUGAUCACGAUUGCCGAGGAUGCAACCCUGUAUCCGGGACUUUGUGACCCAACUUCUCAAGGUGGACUGGGCUUUGAUUAUUUUGUGAAUCUUUCUGCCUCGGAGAUGUGGCUUGCAUUACUUGAAAAUACUCCUGAUCAUGAAUGGUCCAUGAGUAAGAUUGUUAGCACAUUAAUGGGUGGCCGACAAAAUGUUGAUAAGAUGCUUUUGUAUGCUGAAAAUCACAACCAGUCCAUUUCUGGAGGUCGCUCAUUUGCAGAAAUACUGAUUGGUAACUCCUCGCGAAAAUCUCCUGCAUCACAAGAGUCAUUCCUUAGAGGCUGCUCGUUGUACAAGAUGAUCAGAUUAAUUACAUCUACAAUUGGUGGUCAUGCAUACCUCAACUUCAUGGGCAAUGAAUUUGGUCAUCCAAAGAGGGUUGAGUUUCCCAUGCCAAACAACAAUUUCUCAUUUUCACUAGCUAACCGUCAGUGGGAUCUGUUGGAAAAUGACGUACAUAAUCAAUUGUUCUCAUUUGAUAAGGAUAUGAUGGACUUGCAUGAAAAUGGGAGAAUUUUGUCUCGAGGUCUUGCCAACAUUCACCAUGUCAAUGAUACUACCAUGGUGAUUUCUUACUUGAGAGGCCCCAAUCUCUUUGUGUUCAACUUUCAUCCUGUCAAUGCAUAUGAAAGAUACACUAUAGGUGUGGAAGAAGCUGGAGAGUAUCAAGUCACAUUAAAUACAGAUGAAAAGAAGUAUGGCGGUAGAGGACUGAUUGGACAUGAUCAUAUUGUUCAAAGAACCAUUAGUAGAAGAGCUGAUGGAAUGAGAUUUUGCUUGGAAGUGCCUCUACCAAGUAGAAGUGCUCAGGUCUACAAGUUGACUCGAAUUCUUAGAGUAUGAUUGUUCUAGUUGUCAAACUUCAUACUAUGAGGUGAACGGAAGAAAGAGCUUUGCCCAUUAUACUGAUCAGUCAGCGCCUCUUCGAAGAUGUGAUUCUUGAGAACAAGCUGUUGGCAAGUCAGUUAUCAUGAACUUUUUGUCUUCGACAUCUGGACGUGCAAAUGGGGCAUGGAAGAAAAUGUUGGCUCUGCCAUUGGGGCCAAAAGCAUCUACUGACAAUCGCAAACCAGAUUUAAGAUUUCAUAGGUCUUGAGCGAAACCAUUAGUCAGUUUAUGGUUAUGAGGGCAACAAAGUCAAGUUUUGACGGAGAAAGAUGAUCAUCACUUUAUGAGGAAGUAACCAAUAAGAUCUUCUUUUGGAAUUACCAGUGUAUAUAAGAGCAUUCAAAUCGAUGAGAAACUUCAAUUUGACAUCGGAUAUUUAGUCAUCCCUUUAAACAUUGUGUUUGCCAAGUAAUUGAUUCAAGAUCUCCAGACUCCAGAAGGUGUUUGUAAAUCGUGUGUUUCUAGUUAAUGUUUAUUUACAAAAGUGUAUGUGAUAGAGGAUUAAGGGACAGAAAAGAAAAAGAAAACCGUGAAGACCUUCUCUGGUAGUUUUCUAUGGAGUAUUUGGAGAAUUUUUGAAAUA